AUGGCGUCCAGGGCAGCGAAGGUCCUCAUGAAGCAUUUCCCCCAAACAUGGGUGGCUGAGAAAGACCGGGCAGGUUUGCCAGCUCGCAUCCAAAAGAUUUUGUCUCGGUUUGGCGCGCUGCUUGGUGAACCUGAAAUCUUUGAUGGGCGUGGUGGUGAUGAUGUCACUGCAAUUGCGUGCUUUGAGACCCAACAAGCGGCGGAGGCUGCGGUCAAGACCCUUCUUGGAGCAGACAUGCGGACGUCAGCAGAGAAAAAGGCAACUGGAAACCGUCCACCUUUAGAAUCUGAACGAUUUUGGGUGGAAAUCCAGCCAGCCAAGACAUUCUCCACAGCAGUGCCGCCAAGAGCACAGCCUUUGCAAGCACUGGGCACAGAGUUGCCUGAGCCUGCAAUCCCAGACGAGUCCUACAUUCUGGUAAGGGGUUUCCCCAUGACGUGGAUGGAGCCGCAGGUCAAGUAUUUGUUCGUGGUCUUUGGUGGGACCUCCUCGGUGCGCAUGGUGCCAGACGCAGAGUUUGGCCAUGCUGCCCGGGUCAUUUUGAAGGAUAUUGGCGCCAUGGAGAGAGCAGCAACAUCUCUGAAUCAGACUGAUGUUGGACAUUUGGCGGGCAUUUCCCAUGCGUGA
Molecule: messenger RNA, 627 nt
Organism: Durusdinium trenchii
Lineage: Eukaryota; Dinophyceae; Suessiales; Symbiodiniaceae
Source: the annotation of a GenBank genome assembly